Messenger RNA from Phoenix dactylifera (date palm), 1849 nucleotides. The record is from RefSeq and is a predicted model, not a curated record. Lineage: Eukaryota; Viridiplantae; Streptophyta; Magnoliopsida; Arecales; Arecaceae.
AUUACAAUGUUUAAUUUUUUUGUGGUAGACAUAGUCUGACAUUGGUCGAGCCGCACGAGCAUCUCAGACAAUUCCUCACACUUCAGGCUCGAAGAGUUAUGCGAGGCUCAGAGCUGAAUUUAUGGAAGACCAUGGGAGGAAACCUGGUGAGGUGGAGUUCUAUAAGAUGACUCACACCCACCGAGAUGGCAGCUUUGUCCGAGAGGAGUCGAGAGAUAUAGUUGACAGAGCUACAUCCCUUAUUUCAGAGCGUAUCGGAGAGUCAUCUUCAAUCGGCAACACCAGAGGUGUCGAAGCUCAGGCGUUUACCGAGUUGAUGGGCUCGGAGCGUUAUGGACGAGUGAGGGGUUAUGGCGUUGGAGUUACCCCCACUCAGUUGUCUGCAGUGGGUAGAUAUACUCAAGAUGUUAGACAGAGUAGUAGCACUGCAGAGGUUAAUGAUCUGAAGGCAGAGAUAAAAGAGUUGAAGCAGAGCCACCAGACAGAGAUGCAAUCUUUGAGGGCUCAGAUUAAUCAGAUUACAUCUUUGUUGCAUCAGUUUGUCCCUCCUCAGGUUCCUGAUAGUUCAUCUGCACGUAGAGAUGGUGAUGCUAGCGACCCCUGAAGCAUUUAUUUUGGAGUUUAUAUGUAUUUUUUUAUGCUUUUUGAAGUACAUUGUUUUGUACUUCCUAAAUGCUGUCUUGUUGCUCUUCUCUUCUAACAAUGGAAUUUUGACUCAUCAAACAAUGGAAUUUUGACUCAUCACGUAUGUAGCUCAUCCUCCCCAUCUUCUUAGUUAAUGUGUAUGUUAAAACUUUAAUCGGACACUUAGUUUACCAUACGAGUUAGUGACAUAUUCUCAGGUAAUGAUGUAUCUUAGUAAAGUUUAAUUCUGGAAAAUUAUUGUGGAUGAACUUUAACCAGUAGUAUAAAGUAUCACAUGAUACAUGUUCAUAACAAUGGAUUACUGUUUGGCCUAACUACUAGGUUAUUUUGGCUUUUGUUUAUAUCCUAUUUCUGCUGGUUCUGUAGUUUUAUCUUUAAUCUGGCUUUGGGUGUGUUCAAGGACCAGUUAGUUGCUUUGUUAUUAGGUUGUUUAUUCAAAGUUUAGUCUUCUGUCAUUAAUGGUAUGAGUCGUGUUUUUCUUCCUGCUAUAGCAUGUGCUUCAUUGUUCCCGAGGUAUGCAUCAGAUUUUGGCUUGGUUGUGGCAAAUGGGAGUUAUGCAAUCACUGCUAGUCACUGUGUCCAAUGCAGUUGCGGACCAGCUUCAUUGGCAGUGUCAUGUUCGAGCAUGCAGUGUAGAAACAGCAAUCUGAUGCUUGGAAAUGUUACUGCCCAACCCACUAGUGCUGGUUGCAAUGUCACUUCUUGUUCUUAUGGUGGCUUUGAGAAUGGAACCAUUAUGACAAUGCUAACUACGUCUCUUCAGCCUCGAUGCCCAGGGCAACAUCAGUUUCCUCCAAUCAUACUACCACCAUCAGCACUGAUCCGUAAUGCAUUUCUUGCUCCAUCACCAUCACCAGUGCAAUCACAACCUGGUGGUGCUCUGACGACACCAAAAUCUUCAGUGCCUGGUACUUUCACACUUCCUGGUGGAUCUCCUGCCAAUGGUCCUUCUGGGAGUAUGUCGGAGGCUCCUACCGUUAAACCCUUGAAGCACAUUCUAGUAGUUUUUAUUUUUUGUCAGGUUCCCAACUUCCUUCUGUAAAUGGUGAUGCAAUUUUUUGAUCAAAUGUGUACUGAACUGUUGAGUUUCAUAAUAGCUGGAUUGACUCUCUUCCUGUUGGGCUUGUUUGUUGUAUUUGACCUUUAUUAUUAGACUUCGUUUGCAUGAGCUGAUCAGGAAAUCAUUAACAUGCUUAUGCUGUAA